Molecule: messenger RNA, 5739 nt
Organism: Pecten maximus
Lineage: Eukaryota; Metazoa; Mollusca; Bivalvia; Pectinida; Pectinidae
Product: protein numb-like
Exons: 10
Coding region: 331-1983 (550 amino acids)
Source: RefSeq, a predicted model, not a curated record
GCAUGCGUAAUCGGUAGUUGUAACCGAGUACCUGUUGUAAGUUCAGGAUCUUCCGCUUGCAGUGUUUUGAUUCAUUAUUUCGUUUCCUAUAAAUAUUGUCCUUAUUGGAUAUUGUUCGAGGUUAAGUGGAACGUCAGGCUACGGACAAUUUUCCGUCUGGUAUACUUUAACAUCGGAAUGGGCGUCCUUUGGAUAAAUUUUUCGACGGUACUGCAUUGCUGAAAACGCCAUGAUUCAGAACUCUGCUCUUUGAGCGUGCUGUUGAAUACGUGUGUGUCAGAAGGGAAACAGCGACAGUACACACAGACACGUAAUAGUUUACAGGUCACCAUGGAGUCAAUUAAGAGGAGACUCAGUUUUCGGAAAAAGAAACCACAUGUUCCAGAAUGUUCAAAACCUCACCAAUGGCAGGAAGACGAAAAGAAGGUGCGGGAUGGCACAUGCAGCUUUCAAGUCAGGUAUUUGGGUUGCCUUGAAGUGUUCGAGUCACGAGGGAUGCAAGUAUGCGAAGAAGCUGUGAAGACAUUAAAAUCUCAAUGUCGAGGGAAGUACCAGCGAGCAAUACUCUACGUAUCUGGUGAUGCCCUCAGAGUAGUGGAUGAGAUCAGUAAGAGCAUGAUUGUGGAUCAGACGAUAGAAAAAGUUUCGUUCUGUGCACCUGAUCGCAAUCAUGAAAAAGGUUUCGCAUACAUUUGUCGUGACGGCACCACCAGACGAUGGAUGUGCCACGGUUUUCUUGCCGUGAAAGAAUCCGUAAGUAGGUUCUUCAAAGCCCGACAUAGGAAUAGAAGAUCAGGGGAGCGGCUGAGCCAUGCUGUGGGAUGUGCCUUUGCAAUCUGCCUGGAAAGAAAACAGAAACGUGACAAAGAGGUGACAACCAGUGUGACAGUUACCUACAGUCAAGACCGCACCAGCUUCACGCGAAUGGGCUCCUUCCGCCAGACAUCACUAACGGAGCGGAUCACAGACCCACAGAGUGCCAUUAUAGCAGAGCCAGUCCCAGUAAAGAAGGUAGACAACCCAUUUGCUGUCCAGAGACCACGGGCCACUCCCAACAUGCUGCAAAGACAGGGAUCAUUCAGGGGCUUUGAAAAUUUACAGGCGGAGUCCUCUCCCUUUAAACGCUCUGUUUCCUUACGGCUGAACGACUUGCCAUCAACUCUACAGCGACAAAAUGCUGUAUAUGAUACAUCACCACCUAAAACAUCCAACACAGGUAUAACUGGGCCUAUACAAGAGAUGUCGCCUACUAAAGAGGAGGAGGACUCCAUCUCCCAGAUGUGUCAGCAGCUCACCCGAGGGUUGUCUGCCCUUACUUCUGAGGAUCCAUUUGCAGCGGCGCCAUCGUCAUCAUUCCAGAACCAACAAGCACCUCAGCCUCCUCAGGCCAGCCAUGCUCACCAACAGGCCAGCACUAUUCCAUCAUCAUCAGCCCAGCAAUCAUUCACAAUGGCAGGCCAGUCUCCAGGUAUGUUUGCCCAGCAAACAGGUGUGCCAGUACAACAGACCAACCCUUGGGCAUCACAGCCCCACCCAGCUGCCAGUCGAGUGCCAAACCAGACAGCAGACUUGUGGCCCCCAACGUCUACAAACCCCUUUGCAGGAGCACCUGUUGUCAAUGGUGUGCCUUCCGCUUCAAGAUUCCCCCAGCCCCCACCUCGCACCUUGAACCAGCCCCAUCCCCAUAUUCAACACACUCGAAGUCAUUCCAUAGACACUGGUGAGCUUUCUGCUGGUCACAACUGGGCCAUGCAGCACCAACAAAAACCAACACUAUUAGAAAUGUCGGCUAAUCAGAGGAGCUUUCAACAAAAUGGUAGCCCAUGGUCAAAUUCUGGGGCUGUGGGAGCCUCAUCGACGACGACACAAGGUGGCAAAGACGUUGUCGACCCAUUUGAUGUAGCAUGGGCAGCAAAUGCUUCGGGUAAACAACAUAACCCUUUUUCAUCUUCAAAUACAAAGGCAUUUGAGGUGAAGUUAUAGGACAAUUCAUGUGUGUGUUUUACACAAAGGAUACAUCAUUAGGGAAAAAACCAAAAUGUGAUAUAAAUAUUGUGUAUCACGAUGUGGGAAAUAUUCUAAGUGAUAAAUACUGUGUAUCGCUGUAGCGGCCGAUUGUGUCACUGAAGAAAGCAUACAAGGCAGGCCUUAAGGCCAGUGAACACACCUGUUGGGACCCCCUGUCUACUGGAGAGGACGUUAGCUAUUUAAUUAGGGGGCAUCGUGGGAUGUCUUGUGGUGUCAUUUAGAAAGUGCUGUAGGAAGGCAGACAGAUUUUCAUGAAAAAGAACUUUGUAUUCAAUGUGAAGUUGGAAUAUUUACUGUAUAGACAGACAACAAAACACCUUUUCAUCAUCAUCAGUGUUAUUUGGGAGACUGUAAUCAGAGAUCCUAUGGCCAAGGGACCCAAUAUCAUCAGAGAAAUUAAAACUCAUUUCUCAAAAAUCAGAUUAAAUUUAACAAUCGAAAGGAAGUUUGGAAUAUGUUAUAUGUUUAAUUCCAACAAAAUUUAACAAUCGAAAGGAAAUUUGAGAAUAUGUUGUAUGUUUAAUUCAAACAAAGAAUAUUUAUUAUUAGAUGUUGUUAAUGAAAUUUUAAUGAGUCAGUUGUACUGAAACUAAAGGUCCUUUACCAUAAUGUAACAUUUCUGACAUAAACAUGCUUCAGGUUUGCUUUUUGGCCUCGAAGGCCCGGAUUCGCUGCUGCAGUUUCAUUUUAGUGCAAAGUCUGGUAAAAAAAUAAGUUCCAUCGUCAUUAUUGCAAUGAUCAUUGAAAUGGUCAUUAUCAUCAUUGUUAUUAUUUACACACAAUUAACAGCUGUAGUAGCUUCAUAAUAAAGUUGUGAUUAUGUAUUACAAAUGCAAAACUUUGAUUUCAAUACUGAAGGUUGUCACGGUAUCAUAUCAUUUUAUCAAGGUUUGUGUUGAGUAUUGAUUCAUUGUAGGACUCAUUUACAUUCAUAUUUUAAACUGUUUACAAUAUUAUAUAUAUAUAGAUAUAUGUUAUAUACUAGCUGUAUAUCAUUAUAGUAGUUUCAAACCUAUCAAAAAACUGUGAUUUGCAGCAGGCUGCCAGGGUAGUCUCCCUUGAAUGCAUUCGUAUUUGUGUAAGAUAGUGUCACAUGCUUAAUUUAAGACUCCAACUUGGUGUAACAACAAAUGUGAAAUGAUUAAUGCCCUUAUAUUAAGAGUGAUUAAGUUUUAGAUUUUGUUUCAUAAUUGUUGUAAAGUGAUUUUAUUUUUAUGCUAUGUAUUAGAAUCAGCUGGAGAAACGAUUUUAUAUAAAAAAUUAAAUCUGUAAUAACUUUUACAUGGACAUUUUAGAAUAUUUUCCUCCAAAUAAUAUUAUUUUAUAUUCUAGUUUCUAGUACCUUUUGCAGCAAGUUGUUUUGAGUCUUGAGUAAAGCUUGUGCUGACCACAGUAGUUUAGGUGACUGGCAUAUGGUGGUAUAGAUAAUUUUUUCUUUAAUGAGAUUUUAUAUGAUAAGGAUUUCAUUGUUAUCUUUUAUAACUAGUUAUAUAAUUGAAAACAUUUGUAAACAUGGCUUCCAUAUUUAAUUUUAAGGAAAAGAUUACUUUGCCAUUUAAAAAUUUUCCUGGUUUUUAUAUAACAAGAAACUUUAUACCUUGGUUAACAAUGAUGGACAGAGUUGUUCCCCUUCUAGGAUAUUUUUUAAAAAUAGACAACGUAAAUAUUACAAGUAUCCGUGUAUUCUGAUUAGAGAUAUUUACAUUAACUGGGGGAUGAGAAUUAAGAUGGGAAGUUGGUCACAAAGAUAAUUGCAAUAAAGAUAUGUUAAUACGUAUAUCAUAUGUGUAUAUGUAAGUUCAUUAUCUUGUAUCAUCUUCACUACCAUACUUCACAGUUUCAAAGAAAACAUGUUUAUAAGGUCAGUGUUUGUGUAUCAAAUUUUACUGAUAUACAUUUUUUUAAUGUGGUUGUUUCUCUUAUUUGUACUCAAAAAUGGUUGUAUGAUUCAGCUGAUGAAAUUCAAUAAUUUUAUCAAUUAUUAUUAUGAUUUGAUAUUUUAAUCGCUUUCUACUAAGUUAUCUUCAGUCUUACAAAGCACUUAGAUAAUUAUUUUUUUACUAUUUGACUUAUAUAAGCCUAAAUCCUCAGUUGUUACCCAAUGUUGGAGAUGGUUAGAUCCAGCUCUAUACAAUAUACAUAUGUAUAAACUUACUAACAGUAUACUGUGUCUAGAAAAGUGCAUGUGAUGGUGAUUCAGGGGGCCAAUAACUUGAGUGCUUUAGUGAACAGGAUUUACUAUAUAUAGUUUCUGUGUAUAUACCAAACAAGGGAAAGUUAAGUCUUUUUUUUUACAAUAUAUUUACAACCAGGCAAGGCAAAAACAUGUGUCGUAUGUGGACACUUUUAUUGUAAAGGGCUGUGUACCUUCUCUGUGAAAACAUCUACUCUGCUAGUUAGAUAGCACAGGAUAGAUUAUAUUUUAACUUUUUUUUUUCUUUACAAAUAUCUGUUUGCUUUGUUGAUUUUCAAAUCAAGCUUCAAAUGAUGUUAAUUUGUCUUGUAUCAGUGAGGUAUGUCUUUCCAAACAACUUCAUCUGUAGAAAUUUAUGUAUCUAUUUUUGAUUAAAUUAAAAAUUUGUGAUAUAGUGUAAAAUUACAUCUACUACAUAUAGUCACAUGAAUUAACCAGUACAAUAUUUUGCCUUUUUUUAUUUGCUAAACACCUUUACAGGUUUGUUACUGUACAAUACUGUGUAGAAGUCUAAUGAUUGGCCAGAAUUUUAAAUAAACCUUUACUAGUGUAAUGUAAUGUGAGCUAAUAUUGGUUUGAAAAAAGGCGCCCUAUUGAUUUAAAUCAGCAACACAAUUUAAAAUAAUAUAUAUUGUACAGAAAUUUCUUUUACAUUAAAAGACAAUUUUUAAGAAAAAAAGGUUUUAAUGACUUGAUGAUAAACACAAGUGCCAAAAUCUGUUUUAAGACUUUCUUUUUAAACAUCAUUCUUCACACAGAAAUGUUUAAUAACUUGUGUUAUGGCUGUAUAUAGUUUUAGUUCUCAUUAGUCCAACAAGGUAGUCCUAGCUUUGGUUUCAUCAACAUUACUAAAUAAAUUGAAGGAGAUUUUCCUUUACUUAAUUUUACAAUUUUUAGAAAAUCUAAGUUUCGUUUUUAAUCAUUGCAGUGUAAAAGUUGGCGGGCCAGUAGGUGACAAGCAUGGCUUAGCAAUACUCAGUUUGCUUGUAAUAUUGAAGAAAAUUAAAGUUUCCUAUACUAAUAUUUUCCCCUUAACUCCAGUAAUGCUUUUUCCAUGCUCAAAUUUAAGUUAGUGAAUUCUUUAGGUUAAGAAAUGUUGAUGAAACUUUUGCCAGUUACCUUAAAUGUACAUGUUUUGACAUCGGAUUAAAGACCAGGCUGGUAAUGAUGCUGAACUCGUAAAUGUAACAAACAAUUACUACUGCAAAUGUAUACAUAAAUCAGGAAAAAGUGUCACUAGAUUAUCCUCAUACAGCAUAAUUUCUCACUAAAAUAUACCAUAAUUAAAAGGUUUUCUGUACACCUGAUUGGCUUUUAACUGUAUGUUAGGGAGAGACGAGAGAGUGGGUGUAUUACAAAUUGUGAGUAACUGAAGGAAUAAGUGAAGAAGGGAGAAUGUCAGUAGCUAUGGUAAUGUCGGCUGAUGAACUCCGACCUUGUUAGCACUGAUUGUAACACUACAUGUGUAUUUUACUCUCUUCUCUGAUAAAUAAAUGAAAUUUGAUAAUAAGUAUAAA